AUUCGCACAUGGCGUUGAAGAGCUGCGCCCAAGGCCCGCUUUGUCGCCUCGAGGAGAUGAAGAGUGUUUGCUGCUGAGGGGGCCCCGCCUAGCUGCUGCUGCAGCAGAAGGUUUGCCUGCUGCACCAGCAGCAGCAGCAGCUGCUGCUGCUGCUGCUGCUGCUGCCGCGGCAGGCAAGGCGGCAGCAGCAAGAGACGCCAGAGCGCAGGCAGCCAAAGGCAACAAAUUGCCGCUCAACUACUCAGCAGGUCCAGCAGCAGCAGCAGCGGCAGCAGCAGCAACAGCAGCAGCAGCAGCAACAGCAGCAGACACACAGUCGUCGCAGAUGCAGGCAGCAACAGCUGCUGCUCCCCGUAGCUCAAGGAGACGCAGAAGGGCCCGCCGCGGAGCAGCAAAGACCCCACCGCCUGCUGUUGCUGCUGCUGCUGCACAGCAGCAGCAGCAACAACAACAAGCGAUGGAGAUGCAGCAGCAGCAGCAGUACAGCUUGCAGCAUCAGCUGCAGCAGCAGCUGCAGCAGCAACUAGAGCAGCAGCUGGAGCAGCAGCUGCAGCAGCCACUAUUCCUGGCCCUCCGGGAACAGCACAAGCUGGAAAAGCUGCUGUUCAGCCCCGAACAGCAGCAGCAGCAGCAGAAGCAGCAGCAGCAGCAGCAGCAGCAAGGCAUUUACGGGGGCGGCUUGGCCUCGGCACUGACAACACCCGAGAAGUCAGUGCCCGGAAACAGCGGCAGCAACUGCAGCAACGGCAACAGCAGCAGCAGCAGCUUUUUGUCUCUCCGAGUGUCUCCUUCAUCUUGCGUCGGCGUCUCUGUCCCCUCCUGGGCCUCAGCAGCAGCAGCAGCAGCAGCAGCAGAAGGCGCAGCAGCAGAAGGCGCAGCAGCAGAAGGUGCAGCAGCCGCAGACGACGAGGAACAAGCGUUUGCAGCGCAGCAGCAGCAGCAGCUGCAGCAGCAGCAGCUGCAGCAGCAGCAGGAGCUGCAGCGGUUGCAGGAGCAGCAGCAGUUGCACCUAGAGCUGCAGGAGCAGCUGCUGCACCAGCUGCAGCAGCAGCUGCUGCCUGAGGGUGUUGCUGCUCAUUGCCUGCCCCUCACGGCUUUCUCCAUUAAACAGCAGCAGCAGCAGCAACAGCAGCAGCAGCAGCAGGAGCAACAGCAGCAGCAGCUGAGCAUUCAGCAGCAAGCUAAGGAACUAGCGGCUUUGCUGCUAAAGCAGCACCAGCAAAAGUAUCAACAGGAGCGCCAACGCUCAGUGCAGCGGCUGCAGCAGCAGCAGCAACUGCAGCAGCAACAGUUGCUGCAGCAGCGACAGUUGCUGCAGCAGCAACAGCAGCAGCAGCAACAACAGGAGGAGCAGCAGCAGCAGCUGGUGCUGCAGCAGCACCAUCAGCAGCUCAUGACGGCCUACGAGCAGCAAACUGGGGCCCCCCUGUGGCGCGUUGGAGCUUCACGGCCUCCUGGGCUGAUUCACAGGGAAGCAGCAGCAGCAGCAGCAGCUGCUGCUGCUGCUGCUGCUGCUGCAGCUGCAUUGAGGUCAGCAGCAGCUGCAAAAGCUCCAGACGCUGCAGCAACUUCUACUGCAGCAACAGCUGCUGCAGCAACAGCUGCUGCUGGCGGCGGCCAUGAACUUCCUUUCCGCGGCCGAAACUCAUGGGGCGCCACAGAGCAGCAGCAGCAGCAGCAGCAGCAGCAGCAGCAGCAGCAGUGGAGUGGGUCCGGCCAGAGAAAGACUUGUUCUGUGGCUGCUUCUUCAGUUCUAAAUCCUGCUGCUGCUCCUUUUGUUCCUGCUGCACUCAGGGGCCCCCAGGGGGCCCCUAUAGUGGGGGGCCCCCAGCUGCUGCCUGAGGGGGGCCGCGCAGCCUCCUCGCUGCCUCAGCAGCAGCAGCAGCAGCAGGAGCAGCUGCAGCUGCAGCUGCAGCACCAGCUGCAGCGCCUGCAGCAGCUGCAGCGCCUGCAGCAGCUGCAGCAGCAGCAGCAGCUGCAGCAGCAGCAGCAGCAGCAGCAGCAGCCGUGGGUGUCCGGGGCCGCAGGGGCCCCGCAGGGCCCCUCCCCGGUGCCCCUAAUGACAGCAGCAGCAGCAGCAGCAGCAGCAGCAGCAGCAGCGCAGCAGGGAAUCAGCAGCAACCAACUCAGAGAUUUAGAAGGGGGCACAGAACCUUUUGUUUGCUCCCAAGGGUACAGCAGCAGCUCUUUGCUGCCGCUGCAGGUGCAGCCGCUGCUGCUGCGGCUUUUGCUGCAGCUGUUGCUGCGGCUGUUGCUGCAGUCGCUGCUGCGGCUGCAGCUGCUGCUAUUGACGCUGCUGCUGUUGCUGCAGCUGCAGCUGCAGCUGCUGCUAUUGACGCUGCUGCUUUUGCUGCAGCUGCAGCUGCAGCUGCUGCUUGUGAUGCUGGUGCUGCAGCUGCAGCUGCUGCUUGUGAUGCUGGUGCUGCAGCUGCAGCGGAAGCUGCUGCAUCAGCAGCAGCAGCAGCAGCAGCAGCAGCAGCUGCUGCUGCUGCUGCUGCUCAUGUGGCUAGUGAAAUAG
Molecule: messenger RNA, 2518 nt
Organism: Eimeria necatrix
Lineage: Eukaryota; Apicomplexa; Conoidasida; Eucoccidiorida; Eimeriidae
Exons: 2
Source: RefSeq, a predicted model, not a curated record